This is a messenger RNA of Darwinula stevensoni, 2554 nucleotides long. Lineage: Eukaryota; Metazoa; Arthropoda; Ostracoda; Podocopida; Darwinulidae. The record is from the annotation of a GenBank genome assembly.
AUGGACGACGCAGCUCGGCUGACUCCGACCAAUGACAGGCGGCCAAGUGCUAUGACAUUUCCUUUUCUCAUUGGUGCUGGGGGAUUGCGUGCAGCCUUCCGAUUGGCAGUCGUCCUCGUGUCAGGCCGGUCCAUGCCUAUGUGCCGUGCAGACCGAAGCGCCUGUGGAGCGUUUGCAAGUUCAGAGGAUGUGACUGGAGGUGUAAAACUUGAUGAGGAUAUCGGAAAGAGCCGAGAUGCAUUGAGAACGGAUGAUGAAGUGGUGCAGAGGGAGGAAGAAGCAAUAAAAUUGGAUGGUCUCAAUGUGGCACAAAUCAAGGAGAUAAGAGAUAAGGCGGAGAAGUUCAUGUUCCAGGCAGAAGUCAGCCGAAUGAUGAAGCUUAUCAUCAAUUCCCUGUACCGCAACAAAGAGAUCUUCUUGCGAGAACUUAUUUCAAAUGCUUCUGAUGCUCUUGAUAAGAUUCGGCUGAUAUCACUCACAGACCGAUCAGCAUUGGAUGCCACAGAGGAGUUAUCUAUACGAAUCAAAGCAGACAAGGAGAACCACAUCUUGCACAUCACAGACACAGGAAUCGGAAUGACGAAAAACGAGCUGGUUUCAAAUCUUGGAACGAUAGCUAAAUCUGGGACAGCUGAAUUUCUCAACAAACUUGCUGAGUCAACAGACAGUCAGGAGGAGAACAAGCUAGACAUGGGUGAUCUCAUUGGACAGUUUGGAGUUGGAUUCUAUUCAUCCUUCUUGGUUGCCGAUCGUGUGGUGGUGACCUCCAAGCACAACGAUGACAAGCAGCACAUCUGGGAAUCGGAUGCUGCCAACUUCAACAUCAUGGAGGACCCCAGAGGACCAACUCUGAAACGAGGAACCACAGUCAGCCUGUAUUUGAAGGAAGAAGCCCUUGACUUCCUGGAAGAGGACACCAUCAGAGACCUCAUCAAGAAGUAUUCUCAGUUCAUCAACUUCCCUAUCUACCUCUGGUGCAGCAAGACUGUGAAGGUGGAGGAGGCUGAAGAAGAGGCAGAAAAGGAGGAGGACGAACUGGUCGAUGAAGGAGAGGUGACUGAGGAGAAGACUGAGACAAAGGGACCCAAGGAGAAGACUGUCUGGGACUGGGAGAAGAUGAACACCAGCAAACCCAUCUGGAUGAGAAAGUCGCAUGAGAUUGAGGAGGAGGAAUACAAUGACUUCUACAAGACACUGACCAAGGGUCACGACAAUCCAAUGACACGAAUCCAUUUCACUGCCGAGGGGGAGGUCACCUUCCGGUCACUCCUCUACAUCCCCAAGGAGCUUGAAAAUGAGAUCCUCUCUAACUAUGGGAAGAAGCACAACAUCAAGCUGUACGUCCGACGAGUCGUGAAGCUGGGCGUGGUGGAGGAUCCAUCAAACAGGACACGUCUGGCCAAGCUGUUACGCUUCCGUUCGUCUCAUGGUGAAGGCUGGUCAUCUCUGCAAGACUAUGUUGAACGAUCCAAGCAGGGACAACGCUUCAUCUAUUAUAUUGGUGGUGGCUCCAAGGAAGAGGUUGAGGCAUCUCCAUUUGUGGAACUCCUGCUGAAGAAGGGCUAUGAGGUCCUCUACCUCCUGGACCCAAUUGAUGAAUACUGCAUCCAGUCUCUGCCUGAAUUUGAAGGUCGAAAGUUCCAGAAUGUGGCACGUGAGGGACUGGAACUCCCAACUUCUGACGAGGCCAAAAAGAGCUUUGAAAAUCUCAAGGAACGAUUUCAGACUCUCACCAAAUGGCUUGGAGAGAAUGCACUCAAGGACCAGAUUGCAAAAGCUGAGUUGAGCCAGCGCCUGGCCAAAUCCCCUUGUACACUUGUUGCUUCUGUGUUUGGCUGGACAGGGAACAUGCAGCGCAUCAUGUCUGCUCAGACUCACACCAAGCAUAUGGAUCCCCAUUCUGAGUACUACAUGAAGCAGAAGAAGACCAUGGAGAUCAACCCCCGUCAUCCGAUCAUUCAGGAACUGCUGAGACGAGUCGAGGAGGAUCCUGCGGAUCCUGUUGCUCACCAGGCUGCUCUCACUUUGUAUCGAACUGCUGUGUUGCGAUCUGGUUACCAGUUGACAGAUGCCACCGAGUUUGCUGAGGCAGUCGAGGGUAUGAUGCGGCAAUCGCUUGGGGUUCCACUUGAUGCCGAGGUGGAAGAAGAUGAUACCAUCGACGAGCCGGCAGCAGAGCAGGAUGUCCCUGUUGAGCCGAUGGAGCACGCUGACGAAGACGAACACGACGAGCUGUGAUCGGUCGUGACCUCGUCCCCAGCACCGUUCGCUACAACUCAAUCGUGUGAUAUGCACCCAGGUCACAAUAAUGUUUAGGGAUUGAUGCGGGAAGUUUUCCAUACAUUUCCACCUCGAUUGGUCUCAGAUUUUUUUCCUGUGUGCGAGAUCGUUGUCUCUUCUAUUCCUCCCCCCCAAAGAGAUGUGAUAUGGAGGCAUUGCGAAUCUUCCCCUCUUGGCUCUCCUCCCAGUGAGUGUUUCCAUUCUUCCUGCGUUUCUUCCCUUCGAGUGGAAUUUUGUCCCGGUACAAUACAAACAUGUUACUGCUGAAACCAAA